UGUAUGGUAGGGUGUAGACAUAACACUACACAUAACAUAAACUCUGUUCUAAAAGUAUUCAAAUAAAAUAAAUGAAAUUUUGUGUAAUUUCUAUGUGAGACAAUUGUUAAAAUCAAUGUAAAAUUUACGAAUUUUAAAUAAAGUGUCGUUUGUUAACUCAAAUGAGUACAUUCUAUUGAGUGUUGAUGUUGUUUUUUGUGUUUUUUUUUUAAAUAAUGAGUGAACACGCAAUUGCCAGUGCUCGUGCUAGUGUUAUGGUCUAUGAUGAUGUCAAUAAAAAAUGGAUACCAAGUGGUUCGUCUAGUGGGCUUAGUAAAGUACAUAUUUAUCAACAUCAAUCUCAGCAUACCUUUCGGGUUGUUGGAAGAAAACUUCAGGACCAUGAGGUAGUCAUUAAUUGUGCUAUACUUAAAGGUUUGAAAUAUAAUCAAGCAACUCCUACAUUCCAUCAAUGGCGUGAUAAUAAACAAGUUUAUGGAUUAAAUUUCAGUUCACGUGAGGAUGCUGAUGCUUUUGCGCGUGCUAUGUUUCAUUCAUUAGAAAUUCUCAGUAAUGCACAAAAUAGACCAUUAAUUCCAAAUAAUACACAACCUGUUUAUGCAACAAAUGGUACUACUUAUGAAGAGGACAUGGGCUAUCGCACAAUGACACGUGAAGAUGUCGCUAUAAUACAAGAACGAAGGAUAUCUUCACAAUCAAUGUUAAAUUCACCACAAGGAGUACAAGCAAGUCCCCAAUCACCAGCUGGAUCAAUUGGAUCAACGGGCCAUCAUAGAGCGUCAAGUGCUCCUCCAGCUCCAAACCCACCCCCAUUAAGUCUUGCACCACCACCAGCUCCCCCUGCACCUCCUUUACCACCCAGUAAUCAUGGUCCCCCAGCUCCCCCACAUGCAGCUCCACCGACGAAUAUCGUUGCACAUAAUUCAUAUUCAACUCAGUGCCAAUAUGCGCCUCCAGCACCUCCACCUCAUGCUCCACAAUCUGGCUAUGUAUCCCAAUAUGCGACCUCCACAAUUGCCCCACCUGCAUCUCCAGCACAACAACCUCCAACAUCAACUAGUGUAACACCAUCAGUUGGAGUAGCACCACCCCCUCCACCUCAUGCUCCGUCUGCACAAAUAUCUGCAGGACCUCCACCGCCACCACCUCCACCAAUGGCCAAUAUGUCACGAUCUACAAGCUCAGAUGGACCAGAUACAAAUUCAUUAGCUGCUCAGUUACAAAAUGCAAGACUGAAAAGAAAUAAUAAACAAACCCCACCUCAAGCUCCACCACCUGUAACUGAAAAUAGCGGUUCUUCGACAAGUAGUGGUGGCAGCAAUUAUGGAACAAUUGGUCGUGGAGGCUCCGGUGGCGGUAUGGCAUCCAUGAUGGAUGAAAUGGCAAAGACAUUAGCCAGACGACGAGCUGCGUGCGAGAAAAAAGAUCCAGAUCCAGAAGUAGAUGAAAAGAAAUCAACUUGGGAGAAAACGAAUACACUUCCAAAUAACACAAAAUUCUGUGAAUCACCAAAAUCAACGCGAAAACGAUUUGGUUCUGCAUCCGAAGAAACUAUAUUAAAAGUAAAUGGUUUGGCUGUUGAUAAUGUUAAUUUGGCAACAUUUGCAUCAAUUAGUCCAGCUGAUUUAGAAAAUUUAAAACAUGAAAUUCUCAAAGAAGUCAAAAAGGAGAUAAACAAGACAAAACAAGAAAUUAUUGAAGCUUUCAAAUCGGAGUUAAAUCGAAGAUAAUUUUUAAUAAUGCGUGAUACCAAAAUGUGUUUGGUAAAUAAUAAAUAAUUUUACUAAUCGAAC
Molecule: messenger RNA, 1793 nt
Organism: Chrysoperla carnea
Lineage: Eukaryota; Metazoa; Arthropoda; Insecta; Neuroptera; Chrysopidae
Gene: ena
Product: protein enabled
Exons: 6
Coding region: 216-1730 (504 amino acids)
Molecular function (GO): SH3 domain binding
Source: RefSeq, a predicted model, not a curated record